UUUUAUCAAUCAAAAAUUUUUAUAAUUGUGUGAAAUUAAAAAAUUUUAAUUUGGCUUUUUGGAUAAUCGUACCAGAUUUCUGGAAAAGCCAAAGAUUUUAUAAGUAAAUUGUUAUACAUGUGCUAAAAAAUGAAACAAGCAUGUUUCGGAAUACUAUCAAAAUUAAGUGUUUUUAUUUUAGUGGUACUAUUGGAUCUUAACAAGACUUCCGUUUAUGGUCAAAAUUUAAACACGUUAAGCGCACCUUCAACAACACCCUCAAUUUUUGACGAAAUUACUUCAUCUUCGGAAUUCACCCACAAUAAUGACUCCCUGGUAUCAAAUGUGUCUGAUAUAAGUUCAACCAUUGAAAUUCCACAUGCCAUCGAGGAUGAUUCAUCAGAAAUAUCCAAUCGUCUGCUUACAGCCGUUUUAGCAGAGAUGGUAAACACGCGAACGCCAAAUGACACGAAAUCGGAACAAUCCGAUAAUUUGGAAACAUCAAAAUCAGACACAAUUCAAACUAUACCGAUUGAUACGAUUACAGUCGAUUCUGAUGACGAUGAAAAAGCCCGAUUUUCACGUUCGAAUGAUUCAUCAUCUCCUCAACCCUCAACAAUCAAUACAAUCUUGGAAGCAGAUGAAAAAUUGAAAAGUAGUACCACAGAAACUAUUUUAUUGGAUACGCAAGAACCUCCCAUAAUACAACCGAGAAUGUUUGAGGAAGAAGCAAUAGUUACAGAUAAUCCAAAUGUACAUGACGAACUGGGAAAUCUACCAAAAAUAGUUGAUACAACAUCGAAGAUAUCGAGUACACCGAUCGAUGAAAAUUCUACACGAGGUCGUCGAUUCUUGACACCAAUGUCUACGAACCAGGUCCAUUAUCAAAGAGUACCAUCCUCGAAUAAUCUGGUGGAUGUUUUAAGCAGUCGUUUAAUUGAAUUAUACAUUGCAAAUGUUCAUUCCACCGAAGGUUUGCCAUCACGGGAACUGUUAACAGUACUCCUAAGUCCCUUACGGGUCAUUAUCGAGCAAUCCGUAAACUUAUUAGGUCUAGACAAUUGUCAACUUGUAUGCGAUAAGAAUCCAAAACCAAUUUAUUUGCAUGGCUCAGCAUCGCAGGAUCAACCAAUAAUAUUCGGUCGUGAAGAUGGACAAUCGCGAAUACUUGAUGUAUUCUCAAAAUUGGUAAGCUAUCACAAACAAACCAGUGCAACAAAAACCCCGUGGUUAGAUCUUUUAAGAAUUAUUUCACCGAUUGAUUGUUACAAACCGGAACAAACCGAAGAUAAUUUAAAAUUAGAGGGAUUGGUCAAUAAAUUAAUCAGCAAAUAUGGGCAUACCCAUCAUCACAGUCCACCACAGAUGCCGAUUAGAGUACCAUUACGAACAAAAUCGCCACAAAUGAUGGGAGAUAUACCGCAAUAUCAAUUACCGGUGUAUCAAAAACAACCGAUUGAUAUGCCAUUAUGGCCAUCAAUAAUGCAAAAAUUACCGAUGGUUCCUACUUAUCCAAGACCUAAUUUAGAAUGGCCACAAUUUCAAGUACGUUUACAAUACACAAUUCCUCAACAAUUUUCACCAUAUCCAAUGCCACACGUUCAAAUUCGACCAGAAAUAAUGAUACCAAAUAUUAAUAUUAUGCCAUGGCCUGGCAAAUCUGUGGAUUAUAUCACAGGUAUGAAAGUUCAACCUCCCCUUCAAGUAUUACCUCAAAUACGGGAUAAACAAAUGUAUUACCCAUUAUUAAAUAUUUGGCAUAUAAUUGCGAAGCUAAAAGAAAGGGAACAAAUGCUUAAACCAAAAUUCUCGAUUGUUAAAAAAUUACCGCUGUUAACCAUGUUACCAUUGUUGCCUAAAUUGAAACCACUUUUGGCUAAACCAUUUAUGUGGUUCAAAAAACCUUCACCAAUUCCACUUAUACCAAAAUUCAAACCAAUCAUACCAAAACCCUUACAUUGGAUGAAAAAACCUGUGAAAGUUACUAAGUGGCCCUUACCACGUCCAUUUAUACCAAUGUUGGCACCGAUACGUUUCCCAUAUGUACCACAGGAUUCAUCCAAAAUAAUGUUACCCCCAGUACCAAGGUUAAUAUUACCCAGAAAACAGCUUCCAAAUCCAUUGUUACAAGUUAUACUGGGAUUGAAAAAUACACCAAAAUAUCCACUGCCCAAUUUAACACUUCCAAGGUUACCAAAAUAUAAUUUUCAAGUAAAUCUUUUCCCUAAGCCUAAAACAAAUCCAAUUCUUAAUAAAAUCUACACCGUUCUGGGAUUAUUAAAAGCAAAGAAACCUUGUUUGGUAAAAAAAACUAUACAACCACGUUAUCCAAUUCCUAACAUUACCUUACCAUUACUUCCCUCUUCAAACCCUAUUCUUAAUCGCCCUCUAUAUUCCGAACCAAAUCCCUUAUCAAAAAUUUGGAACAAUAGACUGUUAAGAAUUCCUAAAUUGAUUUUACCAAAAUUACCCAUUCUCAAAAUUAAAAAACCUGAAAUACCUAAAUUCCCAUUACCGUUGUUAGAACUUCCUCGACCACAACAAUAUAUCGUCCAACCACAAUCCACUAUUUGGACCAAAUCAAGCAUUUUACCAAAAUUCGAAAAACCAAGCUAUUUCAGAGAAUUAACAGCCAAAAAAGCACUGCUUAUCCCAUUAUUAUCCCAAUUAAUUCCAAAGCCACAAAUACAUAUUAAUAUUCCGAAUAUUAAUUUAAAACCAAUGUAUUACAAACCUAAAGAAAAAAAUUUGAUACCCAAAUUUGUAAAUUUACUUCCAAAUUUAUCAGGUUGGAAUCAAUGGCUAACAAGGUGGAAUCAAAUACAAAUGCCAUUACCAUAUUUACCCCCACUCAAUAAACCGAACAUUUAUAUUUCUCGAAAACCACCCAUGCAAGUACAAUUACCAAAAAUAUCAAAAAUUCAUUUACCUAAAGUACAUGUAGUUCCCAAGAUUCAUCACUUACCCAAAGUCCAUGUUAUGCCCAAAGUACAAAUAAAAACCAAAGUCCAUGUUAUGCCCACAGUACACACGGUAAGCCAAACUCACUUAACUAAGGCAGAAGAAUUGCAUGUCCCAACAAAACCAAAAAACACGAAUUCUCCGUGUAAAGACCGUACUCCUGCCCACAUUUUAUUCCCUAGUCUUAAACAGAAACAAUCUGUGGGUGUGCAUGUAAGUGGGAAAAUUGGCGGGACAACCACAGGAGGAUUUGGUGGCAUUAUUUCAAAAUAUUUAAAUUCACAACCUUCCCCAAAGAUACAAAACUAUCACCCCUAUCAUCCUUAUCCAUCCAUGCGUCCGUCUGUAGCCCCAACCCAACAAACUAUUUUACAUCAGACGUACACUCAAAACCAGGAAAAGGAUAAUCCAGUUAUGAGUCAUCAAAUUCUCCAAACACCAAUGAUACUUUAUUCAAAACCGAUUGUUGCUCCAACUCAUAUCCCAAUGCAAGUGCAUUCUGAUGGUAAAAUUAAUACGAAUCCAAUGAUUUUUAUGUCAAAAUCUGGAGUGUCGACAACAUCGAUUGAUAAAGAUGGUAAUUUAGUUGGAAAAUUGAAAAUAAACGCUAAUGGAAAACCAUGUAUUGAACUGGAUCAUCCAGCGUUACAAAUGAUUGCCCAACAUGAACAAGCUAGUUUGGGUGGUCAAAAACAGGGUUGGUUCGAGCUAUGGUACAAUGAUGGUACGGGACCGGAAAAACGUCGAUGGAAAUUAGUAUGGAAUAAUAAAGAAAUUCAGGAUUUUUUACAUCGCAAAGAAAAUUAAAAGAUUGUAGUGUGAAAAUUAAAUAAACAAAAAAUUGUGAUAU
Chrysoperla carnea is the source of this 3790-nucleotide messenger RNA. RefSeq lists its product as uncharacterized. NCBI's taxonomy places the organism in Eukaryota, Metazoa, Arthropoda, Insecta, Neuroptera, Chrysopidae. Bases 130 to 3747 code for a protein of 1205 amino acids. The transcript is spliced from 2 exons. The record is from RefSeq and is a predicted model, not a curated record.